AUGAAAAAGAGUCCAAAAGACGUCCGGAACGCAUUGGCGAACGGAGGGAGGAUCGUCCAUGAUCAUGUCAGCGGCAAGGGGACUGCGGAACGGGAAGAAAAGGACAACAGAAAUGCCGGAUCACACAAGGAAGUGAAGACACUGGACUCGUUGGCCAUAUCAUCGAGCCAUGAGCCGCCCAGUGACAUUUCAGAGGUUUCGAGUGAGGAGCUUGAGUCAGUCUAUACAAGUACAAAGCUCACUAAAACAUUAGCAGCACGCGGAGAAGCUGUAGAUGUGGUAGCGGGUGAAUCAACAGCAACAACUAAACUGAUGUUCCGCGCCACCACAGAAGGACCAGGACAUGAAAUCAGCCGAAACCUACUCAGCUGGAUGAUACAACGAUUUCGCACACUCGUUGGCGUCCCGCUCGAUGAGCCCCUCAACGGCCAACUUAUCCAACAGUCACCGGAUGAGUACGAAGACCUCACAGAGCAUGACUACUUGGAGGCGCUCGGGAUAGAAAGAUUGUAUGCUGCAUUGCUGAAUGCUCAUGAGAGCCCCGGACACCUCAUUCAUCUCGCACAUGCACUGGGGAGGGCCGCCAACGAGACAAACAUGUUGUCUGAUUCUAAGCCAGACACACCGGCCUUAGAACCCCUACCACCGACGAUGUUGCCGCUUCCCGGGACCGUGACAUCUGGUGAUGACCUCGCAAAUACUAAGGAUAUAUUUCCUUACGUUAUAGAAUAUCGCCGAGUUGAUAAUGUGGGUGCCACGAGUCACCGGUACAAACCUUUCAGCUCCAUUGGAUGGAAGGAGACGGACGACGAGGACGAUGACGACGACGAAUACAUGCCCUACAACCUUGAUCUUUAG
Molecule: messenger RNA, 858 nt
Organism: Suillus clintonianus
Lineage: Eukaryota; Fungi; Basidiomycota; Agaricomycetes; Boletales; Suillaceae
Exons: 2
Coding region: 1-858 (285 amino acids)
Source: RefSeq, a predicted model, not a curated record